ACUAACGUUGAUGACAAAGAGGCCGCUGCAAAGAUGAAGAUGUUUGGAAAGCUCACGAGGGAAAAAUUUGAGUGGCACCCGGAUAAGCUUUUGUGCAAAAGGUUUAAUAUUCCUGACCCCUAUGCAGAGUCAUGCAUUGUCGGAUUGCCGACGGUGAAACGUGAUAAGUAUUCUGUGUUCAACUUCCUGACUGUUGCUUCAGAGUCCGCGUCAGAGAUGCUAAAUCAACCGAUGAAAACGGGAGUGCAACAAGAUAAUAUUCCUAACAAGCCAAAGAAGUCAUCCAGAUGGGAUGUGCCCGACAGAGAGAAGAAGAAAGAUAGCAUCAGCGAAUUUAUAAGUUUGGCUCGAUCAAAAGUUGAUGUCCAUGCCCAGGACCAACUUCCCAAAGCAGUUGAAGCGAAGGCCAAGGAGGGGACUGGUGACCUUGUUCCCACUCAGCCAUCAGGCCCACCCAGUGGCCCAAGUGAAGCUGCUGUGGAAGAGGAAAGCCGGCCAUCCAUGGAUUUAUUUAAAGCCAUCUUUGCCGGUUCCUCGGACGAGAAGUCCUCUUCUGAAGAAGAGAGUGAUGGAGAGGAACCAGCUGCCACAGCCCUGGCAGGAGAGUCCGAAAACGCAAAGCCUUGCGACUCACCUGGGGUCCCAUUACCUGUUGCUCAAGAAACGGAAGCUAUACCUGAGACUUUUGAUACAAUAACGCCAACCUUAAAGGAAGUAGUUGAUCAAGGAGAAUUUGGACCAAGAUUGCCUCCUGUUGCUUAUCCUGGCACAGCUGAAGUGGUGGCAGAGCACAAAACCCCAAAGAUCAAAGAAAAACACAAGAAAAAAGAACACAAACACAAAAAGGAAAAG
Thamnophis sirtalis is the source of this 852-nucleotide messenger RNA. The record is from RefSeq and is a predicted model, not a curated record. NCBI's taxonomy places the organism in Eukaryota, Metazoa, Chordata, Lepidosauria, Squamata, Natricidae.